This is a messenger RNA of Brassica oleracea var. oleracea, 1148 nucleotides long. RefSeq lists its product as uncharacterized. NCBI's taxonomy places the organism in Eukaryota, Viridiplantae, Streptophyta, Magnoliopsida, Brassicales, Brassicaceae. Gene Ontology annotation, cellular component: membrane. The record is from RefSeq and is a predicted model, not a curated record. Gene Ontology annotation, biological process: endoplasmic reticulum to cytosol auxin transport.
AACAAGUGGGAUUGGAUUGGAAGCAGCAAGAGUGUUAGGAAUGAGAGGUGCUCAUGUGAUUAUCGCUGCAAGAAACACAAAAGCAGCUAAUGAAUCUAAAGAGAUGAUUCUCAAGAUGAACCCUAAUGCACGUAUUGAUUAUAUUCAACUCGAUCUCUCUUCCAUCAAAUCCGUCAGAUCCUUCGUCCAUCAGUUUCUUGCCCUUAAUCUCCCUCUCAACAUACUCAUAAACAAUGCAGGUGUUAUGUUUUGUCCCUUCCAGCUCACUGAAGAUGGGAUUGAGUCGCAGUUCGCAACAAACCACAUUGAUGGGAUCAGUUUACAUAUGGACUUACGUAUACAAUCUUAUGCGGGUACUUAACUCUCCCAUUGAAACACAACCUUCUAUCGAAUCCAACUACGACACCUGCAAAGUUCCAUUGAUUGCUUCUCAAGAAGAAGAUAACCAAAAGGUUGGGAGGUGGGACAAAGUCAAGAGAAGAAUAGUUUCAUUGUCGGAGAAAGUCAACUUAAGUACAAUAUUUGCUCCAUCGACCAUUGCUGCGAUGAUCGCGCUUGUGAUCGGUCUCAUUACUCCUUUAAGGAAGCUAAUAAUCGGCAAUGGAGCUCCUCUUGGAGUACUUCAAGACUCAGUAACUCUAGUGGGAGAUGGAGCCAUUCCUGCUAUGACCUUGAUCAUUGGAGGAAACCUACUCAAAGGUAUGAGGAGCUCAGGAAUGAAAAAAUCCACCAUCAUUGGUGUCUUGGUUGCACGUUACAUUCUCCUACCUAUAAGUGGUGUGUUAAUAGUAAGAGGAGCAUACAAGUUGGAUCUGAUUACCUCAGAGCCCUUGUACCAGUUCGUUCUGCUUAUUCAGUAUGCUGUCCCACCAGCAAUGAAUCUAGGCACAAUAACUCAGUUAUUUGGAGCUGGUGAAAGCGAAUGCUCAGUGGUUAUGUUAUGGACUUACGCUUUGGCUUCUGUUUCACUCACUGCUUGGCCUACGUUCUUCAUGUGGCUUGUGGCUUAAAACCAACACUAGAUCUUCAUGUAUACUGUUUUGAAUCUAGAUGAUUGGAUCAUGUAUCAUCAAGGGUGUAGUAUCAUUAUAGAAUAGAUUUAAGUCUUCUUAAAAACGUUGAAAGCUAAUAAAGCCUUUUGAUACAAA